Messenger RNA from Carassius auratus (goldfish), 1517 nucleotides. Its product is annotated as 4-hydroxybenzoate polyprenyltransferase, mitochondrial-like. Gene Ontology annotation, cellular component: mitochondrial inner membrane. Gene Ontology annotation, biological process: ubiquinone biosynthetic process. Gene Ontology annotation, molecular function: 4-hydroxybenzoate polyprenyltransferase activity. The transcript is spliced from 8 exons. The coding region runs from base 322 to 1485 and encodes 387 amino acids. The record is from RefSeq and is a predicted model, not a curated record. Lineage: Eukaryota; Metazoa; Chordata; Actinopteri; Cypriniformes; Cyprinidae.
UGGCAAAAAGUAUUUUAUGUAUACUGUUGACUGUGAUAUUUCUGUACAUGUAAUCUUACACUGGAGCUUACAAAUAUUGAAUAUGAUGAUAGAAAACGUACAGUAGAAUAAACGGAACCAUUCGAAAAACAAACGUUUCAGGGGAACGGGACGUCGUCGCACACAACGUAAAGGACUUCAAACGGCUGUCACAGAGCGCUGUUCAUUGUUCCUGAAGAGCUCCCUCAUCUGCACAUGAAUAAGAAUACAAUGAAGCGCCUCUCUACUUUGCUGUCAUGACAUCUCUAGCUAAAAGUUGGCCAUGACAGCUCAACAGACAAGAUGAUGUCCACCAGACUGCUGGCACUGCUUCAGCCACAUGCAGUGAGGAGGAGUCUGCCACAGAUCUGCUCUGCCCGUCUGUCAUGUCUCAGAAGGCAGCAUGAAAACAUCACCACAUCCUUCUGUCAGCCCCGAUCCUGCUUUAACAAAAGUGACGAUCACAAACAGAGAACAUGGCCUCCUUCACUGCCAGGUCACAGCUGUGGUAGAAGGUACUUCAGCCUCACUCCUGCUGGGAUUGUGAACGCAGCCCCGGCGUCCGUUCAGCCGUACCUCCGAUUAAUGAGACUGGACAAACCCAUAGGAACGUGGCUGCUGUAUCUGCCUUGUACGUGGAGUAUUGGGCUGGCAGCAGACCCGGGAUGCCUUCCUGAUCUGGGCAUGCUUGUGCUCUUCGGGGUGGGAGCUUUGCUUAUGAGAGGAGCAGGAUGCACAAUCAAUGACAUGUGGGAUAAAGACUUCGACAAGAAGGUGUCAAGGACAGCCACUCGCCCCAUUGCAUCAGGGGAGAUUACAUCGUUUAAGGCUCUGGUUUUCCUCGGAGGCCAGCUGAGUUUAGCACUGGGGGUUCUUUUCUGCCUCAAUUACUACAGCAUAGCUCUUGGAGCCGCCUCUUUGUCACUGGUGGUCACAUACCCUCUCAUGAAGAGAAUCACGUACUGGCCACAGUUUGUUUUAGGUCUCACUUUUAAUUGGGGUGCUCUUCUGGGCUGGUCUGCUGUGAAGGGAUCAUGUGACUGGUCCGUGUGUUUACCUCUCUAUGUAUCUGGUGUCAUGUGGACAUUGAUUUAUGACACGAUCUAUGCCCAUCAGGACAGAGAUGAUGAUUUAAAAGUGGGCGUGAAGUCUACAGCUCUGAGGUUUCAGGAGAACACCAAACUGUGGCUGGGGGGCUUCACUGGGGCGAUGCUGUCAGGGCUGGUUCUAGCAGGAGCUAAUGCUGACCAGACUUUGCCCUACUAUUGUGCAGUGUGUGCAGUGGCCAUUCAUCUAGCACAUCAGAUCUACACUGUGGACAUCAACAGACCUGAGGACUGCUGGAAAAAAUUUGCUUCAAACCGAAACCUCGGACUGCUUUUAUUUUUAGGAAUAGUGACUGGAAACUUGUGGAAAAAGAGAAGCGAUCAUCAGUAUGAAACACAGCUAAACUCCAUUUCAAAUUAGAAUGCAUGCUGGUUGUGUGACGUGGAAUACCA